CCCCGAGUCUUCAGAAACCCUAGCCGGCAGUUCAGGUCAGGAUUCUCAAGAGUGUAGGGAGUGCUCCACUUCGAGAUGGCUCCAGCCAAAGCUGAUCCCGCCAAGAAGUUGGACUCAAAGGCUCAGGCUUUGAAGACAGCCAAGGCUGUAAAAUCUGGUGCUGCGACCAUUAAGAGGAAGACUAAGAAGAUCUGCACAAAAGUUACUUUCCACCGACCAAGGACAUUGAAGAAGGAUAGAAAUCCCAAGUACCCACGGAUCAGUGCACCUCCUCGCAACAAACUUGAUCAUUACCAGAUUCUCAAGUACCCUCUCACCACUGAGUCUGCCAUGAAGAAAAUAGAAGACAACAACACCCUAGUUUUCAUAGUGGACAUUCGCGCUGACAAGAAGAAGAUCAAGGAUUCUGUGAAGAAAAUGUACGACAUCCAAAGCAAGAAGGUUAACACCCUUCUUAGGCCAGAUGGUACGAAGAAGGCUUAUGUUAGGUUGACGCCCGACUACGAUGCAUUGGAUGUUGCCAACAAAAUUGGGAUUAUCUGAGCAGUGACUCCCUCUCCUGAUUUCUAUCUAUUUAUGUAUGUCUUGAAAGGGCAUUGGAUUGUUCAAGUUUCUUUUGUGAACUUGUAUCCAUCUGGUUUGGAAUUCACUCAAAUUUUGCCUGUUAUGAGAUCCAAUUUUGCGAGGUUUUGUGAAAAAUAUAUUGCAAGUUCCUUGAUUUUUGUUUUCUUAUUAGUGAUAGGUUGGUUUAUUUGUAGAAAUUAUUCUCAGGCAGGUAAUUUGAUGUCAAUAAUAUUAUUUGAUAAUAUGAAUGUGUUUGG
Messenger RNA from Andrographis paniculata, 821 nucleotides. Its product is annotated as 60S ribosomal protein L23a-like. Gene Ontology annotation, molecular function: rRNA binding; structural constituent of ribosome. NCBI's taxonomy places the organism in Eukaryota, Viridiplantae, Streptophyta, Magnoliopsida, Lamiales, Acanthaceae. Bases 76 to 543 code for a protein of 155 amino acids. The record is from RefSeq and is a predicted model, not a curated record. Gene Ontology annotation, cellular component: cytosolic large ribosomal subunit; ribosome. The transcript has 4 exons. Gene Ontology annotation, biological process: translation; ribosomal large subunit assembly.